ACACUAUUUAAACAGAGGGCUAUAGACCAGCGAGGAUCAAUAAGAUCAGCCAGGAGGCAGAGCGUGGGGGAGGAAGAUGCCCCACUAAUAACAAGUUGCUGGGACAGUUAGUUAACCUGCCACAACACCCUUAAAAAUCAGCCACCCAACAACCGAGAGAAAACCAGCAGCUCCCUCUUACCCCACGGGCCAGUGGUCUCGGUAUUAAAGUGUGCAGGGGGCGGAGGUUGGUAGCACUUUCUUGUUCUGUGCAGGGCACACGGGGCCUCGGAGGCAGCGGCGAGAGGGGGGAGGGAGCUCACUGCUAUUGAAACCAUGCCAUCCUUCUUCUUACUUAGCGUCCCCGGCAUCCUCACGGCUUGGAUGCUCCUGGCAAGCAGCAGCAGCCCCGACGAGGAGAAGCUGAUCAGGGUCCUGGUGCUGCUGCCCAAGGACAACUCCUACCUGUUCUCCCUGGCCAGGGUCAGGCCAGCCAUCGAGUACGCCGUGCGGAGCCUGCAGGAGAACGGGACCUGCCUGCCGGGCUACCGCUUCGAGGUCAGCUACGAGGACUCGGAGUGCGGCAACCGGGCGCUCUUCAGCCUGGUGGACCUAGUGGCCCUGAAGCAGCAGAAACCGGACCUGCUGCUGGGGCCCGUCUGCGAGUACGCGGCUGCCCCGGUGGCCCGGCUGGCCUCCCACUGGAACCUGCCCAUGAUCUCGGCUGGGGCGCUGGCCACCGGCUUCAGCACCAAGACGGGCGAGUACUCGCACCUGACCCGGGUCUCGCCCGCCUACGCCAAGAUGGGCGAGAUGUUCCUGGCCCUGUUCCGGCACCACAAGUGGAGCCGGGCCACCCUGCUCUACAGCGACAACAACCAGGAGCGCAACUGCUACUUCACCAUGGAGGGGGUGCAUGUGGUCUUCCAGGAGGAGGCGUUCCCCAUGGCCGUGCACAGCUUCGACGAGAGCGGCCGCUACUUGGACCUGGACGAGAUCGUGCGCUCCAUCCAGGCCGGGGAGCGAGUUGUAAUAAUGUGUGCCAGUGGUGACACAAUAAGGAACAUCAUGUUAGCUGCUCAUCGACAAGGAAUGACCAAUGGGGACUACGCUUUCUUCAAUAUUGAACUUUUCAACAGCUCGUCAUAUGGAAAUGGCUCGUGGAAGAGAGGAGACAAACAUGACCUUGAAGCAAAGCAAGCCUACUCAUCCCUCCAAACAGUCACUCUACUGAGGACAGUGAAACCUGAGUUUGAGAGGUUUUCCAUGGAAGUGAAAAGUUCUGUUCAGAAACAAGGUCUGAACGAGGAUGAUUACAUUAACAUGUUUGUGGAAGGAUUCCAUGAUGCCAUUCUCCUCUAUGCUCUGGCUUUGCGUGAAGUCCUAAAAUAUGGUUUUAGCAAGAAGGAUGGGGAUAAAAUUGUUCAUCAGACACGGAACAGGACAUAUGAAGGCAUUGCAGGGCAGGUAUCCAUCGAUGCCAAUGGAGACCGAUAUGGGGAUUUCUCAGUGAUUGCAAUGACCAACCCAGAAGCAGGCACACAGGAGGUGAUUGGGGACUACUAUGGAAAGCAAGGGCGUUUUGAAAUGCGAUCAAAUGUGAAGUAUCCUUGGGGUCCUGGCAAGCUGAGAAUAGAUGAAAACAGAGUUUUAGAGCACACGAACAAUACGCCUUGUAAAUCAUCAGGUGGCCUAGGAGAGUCAGCAGUUACAGGGAUCGUAGUGGGCGCCUUACUUGGAGCAGGAUUACUAAUGGCUUUCUACUUUUUCAGAAAGAAAUACAGAAUAACUAUUGAGAGACGAAGUCAACAGGAAGAGUGUAAUGUGGGCAAGCAUCGGCAGUUACGUGAAGACUCGAUUAGAUCUCAUUUUUCUGCCGCGUAAAGAAGAAAAAAAAAUCCCAUUCUUCCUGAAAAAAACUUUAGGGAAAUGGACAAAACCAAAGACAUCAGUGUAAAAGAAGAGGCUCUUGAAGAACUAAUUCUUUAAGCAGUAGAGUCAUUUUAUCUUAAUUUCUUUCAGAAACUCAGGAAUGAUUUACUAAUCACAUUAUGCCACAUGGCCUUUCAUCUCGUGGAAAAAAAAAAGAUAAUUUCACAUUGUAGGAUGUUCUUAGUGUUUUGAGAGGGUAUUUUCUAAAACAUUUAUUGAGGGCAGCAGUUUUGUGCUUAGGGCUGGGAAUGCUUCUUCCUGACCCCUUCUUUUUAACUCCUAGUUCUUCCUUUCUUAGCUGCAUCACAAGCAAGGAUAUCAAAAUGUGGUUUCAAUGCUGCUUUGCCAUUAAAAUAAAAAUGUCUUCAUUAUGGGCUUCCUGCAUUAUUGAAACCAAUUGGCCACUUUGCCAUGGACCUCAGUGGGUGCAGGAUUAGACCGCUAGAGUUUAAUCUCAGGAGUUGGUACUUGAGAUGUAAAUAACUAUUGAGAAAGUAAAGAAGGUGGAAACACUCAAGUCAUUUUUUCAUUGCACGUACAGUAUCAAAAUCAAGACAGGGAAUACAGAGACUGAAUCUCUUCUCACUUAUACUAGUGUAAGUCAAGAGUAGCUGCAUUGCAGUCAGUGGAGUUUCACUGGUAUGAGACAUAAGCAAGGGGAGAAACAGAACCCUAGAGUGGAUUUGCCUUUUCUUCAGCCUGACAUAUGCUUUUAUAUUGUAACAAAACAUCCCAGAAGAGUCAUCAUCCUUCUCUCUCUCCACCAUCAUCACCUCUUAGAAAGGCUAGUGCAGUACCUAAAGGGCCGGCUUCUGCUCCCAUUGAAGUCAAUGGCAGAAGUGCCCCUGAUUUCAGUGAGAGGAGGGUACGAUCCAGACUCUGUAAAUAUUAAUGAUAGGGGGGUGUUUGUACAGUAACGGUAAUUCAGAAGAUUUUUUUUUUUUUUUAUAAAAAUGACAUUCCAUGCUAGCAUUUUAUUUUUAGGUAUCUUUAUCUUGUAUUUUUCUAUUAGAAAAUGUCUAUUUUUGCUUUGGUAAAAUUAAAAGUCAAGGUGAGAAGGUUUGAAGAAAUAUUUUUACAGUGUGAAUAAUGUACACAGGAAGUC
This is a messenger RNA of Mauremys mutica (yellowpond turtle), 3016 nucleotides long. RefSeq names its product natriuretic peptide receptor 3 (gene NPR3). The coding region runs from base 316 to 1863 and encodes 515 amino acids. Gene Ontology annotation, cellular component: membrane. The record is from RefSeq and is a predicted model, not a curated record. Gene Ontology annotation, biological process: regulation of blood pressure; vasodilation. Gene Ontology annotation, molecular function: peptide hormone binding; natriuretic peptide receptor activity. The transcript is spliced from 8 exons. NCBI's taxonomy places the organism in Eukaryota, Metazoa, Chordata, Testudines, Geoemydidae.